Linum tenue is the source of this 820-nucleotide messenger RNA. Lineage: Eukaryota; Viridiplantae; Streptophyta; Magnoliopsida; Malpighiales; Linaceae. The record is from the annotation of a GenBank genome assembly.
CUAGUUUCAUUGACCUCGCCUUCAUUCGUUCAUCAUUAUACAUACAGAGAGGGAGACUGAUCUUGUUUUCAUUCAAUCCGGAGAUCGGCAGUCGGAGCUCGGCGGCGAUCGACUUUCUAACAAAGCCCACUCUGCGCGACUUGGUAAACUCUUCUAACCUAUAAUGGCUGAUGAGGAACCUGUUGAUCAGAAGAAGUACCUGGAAGAAUCUUGCAAACCGAAGUGUGUGAAACCCUUGCUCGAAUAUGAGGCAUGUGUGAAGAGAAUCCAAGGCGAUGAUCACAAGCACUGCACGGGGCAGUACUUUGAUUACUGGUUUUGUGUCGACAAAUGUGUCGCACCAAAGCUAUUCCCGAAACUCAAGUGAGGAAGAUUUGAGACGAGUUGCUGAUAUCUUCAGUGUAUUUUUAUUUUCUUCCCUUUCGGAACUACAGGUGUAAUAAGGUUUUAGAAUUUUUUUUUGGUGAUUCGUACUUCCGAACUAAUUCGGAUGCCCGUUGAGGUUUUGCUCUUGAUUUGUCUCGGGAACUUUGUUUUAGUUAUGACAGAAUAAUAAGAAGUUGAAGAAACUGUUUUAUCCUGGUCAAGAGCUAUGAGUUUUUCUUGAGCCAGUUGACCUCUAACUUAGAGAUGUAUCAGUCUCACUCGACUCUCGAGUCUCGACUCAGGUGAGGUGUGGUUUUACUUAUCAGCUCUAGUGACAAAAUCUUCCCUUGUUUGCUGUUGCUUUCUUUGGCGCAUUUCUCGGCCUCCUCCAUUAAAAUGUCAUGUAAUGAUUCAUCCAUUUGUUAAGUUCUCUUGAAAGUGAAGAUCGUAGGAA